Messenger RNA from Mycena citricolor, 1580 nucleotides. Lineage: Eukaryota; Fungi; Basidiomycota; Agaricomycetes; Agaricales; Mycenaceae. The record is from the annotation of a GenBank genome assembly.
CAGAUGUGUUGGGCGCCGGGCGGCACGUCGCCAUAGAUGAUAUCCGCCUUGUCCGACAUAUGCCUCUCAUCUCACAGCGUUAACCUGGAGGAGCGAGCCCGCUGUGUGCUGCCAAAGCGAUGCCGCUUGUCACAGAGAAGAUGCGGGUUCGUUACUCAGUUCGUAUCAGCUUCUACGGAUACAAUUAGAAAGCGGUGCGUUACAUCUGACACAAAGUCACAACACGGAAAUGACUACAUAUUACACAGCGCAAUCGCGCACAGAAGACGGGAGAAGAGAUGUCCGCUCAGCAUAUGGUGCCUACGUCUACACCAGAUGGACCUGCCAAUAGCGAUCGUGUUGGCCGACCUGCCGAUGUAAACCAGCCAACACCGUCUUCCCUAGCAAGUGGUCGACGAUCCGCGCCCCACCUCCGCCCUGCGCGAUAAUGCGCUGCCGGGCGUACGGCAAGGCUUCCGCGGGUGUGCCUCCGCCAUCUGGUUUGCGCAGCUCAGCGUGCACGACAGUCAGGACGUCGCCCACCGUCACUGCCGCGCCCGCCGCCUUGCAGGACCGCACCUCGAUCUUGGCACGGACGAGCCCUGUGUCUAGGCGCAGGAAUAGGACCGUUGUUGGUGGGGAGCAGGCCGGAGCGUCGAGCAGCGCUUGGUGCGGCCCGAGGGUGCCGCGGAAUGUGCUGGAAGGGAGCGACAUGUCGAGGUGCAGUGUGGCGAAGUGCGGGCUCGCGGUAGCCUCUUGGUCGUUGCUGUCGCUGACAUCCUCGUCGACGUCCGGGAGUGGAAUUGGGAGCGAGAUGAGCGGUGUCGGUGGUGUAGACGCGAUCGGCUGGUAGAUGGGUGGGGGACUGGUCGGCUGGUAGAUUGGAGGAGGGCCAGAGAAGCCCCGUCUCGGUGGAGAAGAGGACGACUGCCAGGAGGAAGACGACCCCGCGGAGCUCUGGCGUGUAUGGCCCGCGCUGAACUCCUCUACGACGGGACUCCAGUGGACUUGUUUGCGGUCAGGGCUAGGUGGCAUCGUGCUUCUGAGGAGAGAGGAUGUUGGUGGUGGUGGUGGUGGUGGUGAAGGAAUAAGAGUCCAGCUCUCCACAGCAUCGAGCGACGAUAAGCGCCCGGAGCGGCUGCGAGCUGUGUCGGGUCCCAUCCAAUCUCGAAUCACUGCGCUCCAAAUUCAGUCGCCUGUCUGCUUGGGCCCUGGAACGGAAUGGGAAACUGACCAUCAAGCACACCCCCUUGUUCUGUUGCGUGGUUGUUGAUGCUGGGUUCCGGUCCCAAGACAAUACGGGGAAGGAAACUGGACUUCGGUCCCGAGGGCGGAACCCUUCAAGCCUCCGUUGAUCUGAUGAUAUGUUGCGGGUCGCCCUAAAUAGGGAACUCUGGCGUGGUGCUUGGACCGGGCAGUCGACGGGAUGCGAGGUCGGUGAAGAUUCGAAUCGUCGUUUCUAUCACAUCUGGGUUCGCUGGGCCCACAGUCGCAUUGGCUAUUCCCGUCCCUGUUGAGACAGCUUCGAGGGCGGAAGGGGAUGGCGCUAGUUCUUGAUUCACGCUAACGCCUUGACAUUGCUCUGCCUCUUAUGCUUGGGC